GUGCUAGCCUGGACCGGCUGGGAGGAAGCCCUGUGAGGAGAGAGAUUGAGCCUCGCCGACGGCUGCUGUCAACGGGGGAAGCGGUUUGGAAGGGGGCCAUGGCCUGCUCCGGAGAGGAAGUGACAAGUGAGGAGAGCGGGGAGGAGAGCAAUGGUAUGAACUUAAUGGAUUUCUCAGAUGAGAUCCUCUUGCACAUCCUGAGAUACAUUCCAGUUUCGGAUCUUGUCCUGAAUGUCCGGAGGGUCUGCCGGAAGCUUUCUGUCCUCAGUCUUGACAAAAGCCUCACCCACACGGUCAUCCUACAUAAGAACUAUCAGGUGGACAAAGGCAAAGUGAAGCAACUCAUGAGGGAAAUCGGCAUAGACAUUCACGAGCUGAACAUGGCUGGCUGCUAUUGGGUGCCGGGGAUGACCAUCGACCAGGUGACGCGCUGCAAAAACCUGAGGAAGCUGAACUUGUCUGGCUGCCACCUCACCUCCCUUCGCCUCUCCAAGAUGCUCUCGGCCUUGCAGCACCUCCGCUCCCUGGCAAUCGAUGUGAACCCGGGUUUUGAUGCCUCCCACUUGAGUAGCGAAUGCAAAGCUACGCUGAGCCGAGUGCUGGAGCUCAAGCAGACGCUCUACACUCCCUCGUAUGGGGUGGUGCCGUGUUGCACCAGCCUCGAAAAACUCCUCCUGUAUUUUGAGAUCCUCGACCGGUCGCGAGAGGGUUUAAUCAUCUCUGGGCAGUUGAUGGUGGGCGAGAGUAAUGUGCCCCACUACCAAAACCUCCGGGUCUUCUAUGCUAGGUUGGCUCCCGGACCGGUCAACCAGGAGGUGGUGAGGCUCUACUUGGCGGUGCUGAGUGACCGGACUCCGGAGAAACUCCAUGCCUUUCUGAUCUCUGCUCCUGGUGGUUUUGCGCAGAGCUGUGCCGUGAAAAACCUUUUGGACUCCAUGGCCCGGAAUGUGACCUUAGAUACCUUACAGCUCCCCCGUUCUUGGAUGAAUGGCUCCAGCCUGCUCCAGCUUUUGAAGUUCAGCAACCCCGUCUAUUUCAGCUUCAGUCGCUGCAGCUUAUCUGGCAGCCAGCUGGUCCAAAGGGUCCUGAAUGGCGGGAAAGACCUCCGCAGCUUGGUCGGUUUGAACCUGAGCGGCUGUGUCCACUGCCUGUCUCCGGACUCCCUCCUGCGCAAGGCGGAAGACGACAUCGACAGCAGCAUUGUGGAGACGCUGGUCGCGUCCUGCUGCCACCUGAAGCACCUGAACCUCUCCGCGGCCCACCACCACAGCUCGGAAGGCAUGGGCAAACACUUAUGCCAGCUUCUUGGCCAGCUAAAAGGCCUUCUGUCUUUGGCCUUGCCUGUUUGUGCCGUUGCCGAUGUUUCCAUCACAACGACUGACAAGCCGACAGUGCAGCCGGUGGCUAAUGCAGCCUCCCAAGGGUUUGGCAAGAAGGUCCGGAUUGGGGUCCAGACCUAUUCCAGGAACUGCCUUGAGCAGGGGAACUCCAAGCCCCCUUCGUCUGUAUUUUGGACUCUCCUGGAAAGCCUUCCUUUUUUGGAGAAGCUGGAGUUGAUCGGUUCCAGUUUCUCCUCGGCCAUGCCGAGGAACGAGCCAGCCAUCCGGAACUCCCUGCCUCCCUGUAGCCGGGCGCAGCUUGUUGGGGAUGCCGAGAUGGCUGCCAUUGGCCAGCUGGCCUUCUUGCAGAACCUCACUUUGGCCCAGCUGCCCAAUGUUCUCACCGGCUCUGGACUGAUUAGCAUUGGCGUCCAAUGCCAACGCCUGCGGACUCUCUCACUGGCCAACAUCGGCCUUAUGGGGAAAGUGAUGUAUAUAUCAGCCCUCAUGGACAUGCUGAAGCAGUGCAAGUGCUUGCAAGAUCUCAGGCUUGAGCAGCCGUACUUCAGUGCCAACGCUCAGUUCUUCCAAGCCUUGAGCCACUGCUCUUCGCUGCAGCGCCUUUGCAUCGUCUCCCGGAGCGGGACUUUGCAGUCAGAUGCUGUGAUGUCGUUCAUGGCCAACUGCCUAGAGGUCAUCAUGUGCCACAUGUUUACGGGAGAGUCGCUCACCGUUUGCAGAAACCUCCAACACUCCUUGAUACGGAGUUUUCAGGCUGAGCGACCCGCCCUGGAUGUGGUGGUGUUUCCUCUGCUCCACGAGGACCUGACCGACGUCAUCCGAGACGUCCCCAUGAUGCACUUGGACGAGAUCACCUUGUUCAAAAGCCGGGUGGCCGAGGAGCCUCCGAACCUCUGGUGGUGAUGGCCAAGGAGCCGGAGCAGGACACCGUUCUUGAGUCUCGCUGCCAGUUUGUUUGAAUGCCGUGGUCAUUUCAGUGCUGCUGCAGGGAGGAGGGCCUCGUGUGCCAGGAUGCUGGACAGACUCACCGAUCCCUUGGAGGGCAAAAACCCUCGUAUUUAUUUAUUUCACUCCUAGCCUGUCCCUGUUUCCGACAAACUCGGGCCAGGUUUGCGGUUGGGAAAUAUAGGAGCCUUUUGUUUUGCUAUUUAAUAAUAUAUCCUUCUCUAAUUUGAAUGACAGUUCAAAGGCAAGCGGGGUUUGACUUGAAAGAAUGUACUCCCCUUUUCCUUGCUGUCCCUGUUGUUGCCUGUUUUGGGAACCUAUUUGUUUUAUAUAUAUAUAUAUAUAUCGAUAUAUUUUGGUGCAUCAAUGAUUUAUUGUUUUUUCCCUUAGUGUCUUAAGGGGCUGAAAUGCAAAGGGAUUCUGUGUCAAUGCUUUCUUGAGCCUUAACUGCCAAGCCUAGCUAACGUGUUGGCGUCUCUCCACAAAGCAAGGUGCUCACUUGCUUUUCGGUUUGUUUUCUUUUAGUCCUGUGGAUGUGAAGCCUGGGAUAGUCUUGGGGAAAGCUGCCUUUCCGGGACUACAGCUGGCACAUCCCCUUGGCAGGGGAUUCUGGGAGUUGUAGUCCCUGUAUUAACAUUUCCAAGCUUUGAUUUCUGUGCUAGCGUUAGAAUGAUUGACUAGGGAUUCUCCAGGGGACUUUCCAUU
Messenger RNA from Anolis sagrei ordinatus, 2990 nucleotides. The record is from RefSeq and is a predicted model, not a curated record. Lineage: Eukaryota; Metazoa; Chordata; Lepidosauria; Squamata; Anolidae.